CCCAAACCCAAACCCAAACCCAAACCCAAACCCAAACCCAAACCCAAACCCAAACCCAAACCCAAACCCAAACCCAAACCCAAACCCAAACCCAAACCCAAACCCAAACCCAAACCCAAACCCAAACCCAAACCCAAACCCAAACCCAAACCCAAACCCAAACCCAAACCCAAACCCAAACCCAAACCCAAACCCAAACCCAAACCCAAACCCAAACCAAAACCCAAACCAAAACCCAAACCAAAACCCAAACCCAAACCCAAACCAAAACCCAAACCAAAACCCAAACCAAAACCCAAAACCCAAACCAAAACCAACACCCAAACCCAAACCCAAACCCAAACCCAAACCCAAACCCAAACCCACGACUAA
Messenger RNA from Naegleria gruberi, 372 nucleotides. RefSeq lists its product as uncharacterized. The transcript has a single exon. The annotation marks the transcript as partial. NCBI's taxonomy places the organism in Eukaryota, Heterolobosea, Eutetramitea, Acrasida, Naegleriidae. The record is from RefSeq and is a predicted model, not a curated record.